AAUGCAUGCUUGUACAUUCUUUUCUGUUUUGACGGUAACACAGCUGCUGUAGGUGACCUUGCAUUGUCUAUAUGCUCCUAUUCUAUUGGUUUGCGUAUUCAAACCAUAGUCUAUUAACAUAACAAUUACAUAAGAUUUUCUAAUGGUGUAUCUACAAGUUCUGCUAUCUCAGUAAGUUACUUAUCAUGAGAGCAUAGAAUAGUGCGAGUUACACGAGCAAGCAUUAAAAUUUUAAGCCUAAAUAAACUUGUCGGUUAAUUUUCCACCAUACCUAUGUUAGAAUAAUUUCCUUGUUUCUGUCAAACAGUGAACAUAAUCAGAAAUGAAAGUACAAGUGUGUUAAAACAUGAUAUCGUGUUGAAAUAUACACGAGCUCAAGAUUAAUAAGAAGUUUUCUGUAAAGCAUUCCACUUGAUCUCUAAAUACCAAUAGUGGAAGGAGCUAUGUUCAUUUACUCGAAGAAUACCCUUUUAGAAUGGCCAGGACUAUUUUGGAUUUCUGCAUACAGAAAUUCUCAGCGCUUUGAUUAGAAUCCCCUGCGCUUGUAACAGAUUCAAAUGGAAUUCUUAUGCUGAUUUUAAUACUUGUCCUUUUUAUUAAUUAAAAUUACAUGCAUCUGUCAUGUAUCAUGAUUCGACAAAGGCUACCAAAUCUUAAUGGUGUUAGAAAUGGCAAACAUUUCAUGUUCACUCUCAUCAUUGUCUCCAGAGACCCGCAUCAUUACUCAGAACUGGAAUCAGAAGUUGGGCCAGAGGCAGAGGUAAAAUUCCAUGGCAGAGAUGAAGAUUUCCACAAAGACGAGGACAGAGUUGCACAAGAUAUCGCAAAGAAAGUGCGCGUUCUUUGCUGGAUCAUGACUGGUCCAAAGAAUCAUCAAAGUAAAGCUCAACAUGUGAAAGCAACGUGGGGCAAACGCUGCAAUAUCCUUUUAUUUAUGAGCUCUGCUGAAGAUGCAAAUUUACCUACAGUUGUUCUGCCAGUAAAAGAAGGAAGGGACAACCUAUGGGCAAAAACCAAAGAAGCAUUUAAGUAUGCUUACGAAAAGUACAAAGAUGAAGCUGACUGGUUUCUGAAAGCUGACGACGAUACGUACGUAGUGGUCGAGAAUCUACGGUACAUGCUGUUGUCUUAUAGUCCAAGUUCGCCCCUGUACUUCGGCUGUAGAUUCAAACCGUUCGUGAAGCAAGGAUACAUGAGUGGAGGAGCAGGAUAUGUGCUUAGCAAGGAGGCUUUGCGAAAAUUCGUAGAAGAUGCUCUCCAUGACAAGAACAAGUGUCGUUCGGACAAUGGAGGCGCCGAAGACGUGGAAAUGGGCAAGUGCCUGGAGAAGGUCGGAGUCAAAGCCAUGGACACCCGCGAUCCUUACGGUCGCGGUAGAUUCUUCCCUUUCGUGCCAGAACAUCACUUAAUUCCCAACCACGUGGACAAGAAUUUCUGGUACUGGAAUUACAUUUACUACGAUACCAAAGAUGGCCUCAAUUGUUGCUCCGAUAGCGCGGUAUCGUUUCAUUACGUGUCGCCUAAUAUGAUGUACGUUCUUGAAUACUUAAUUUACCACUUAAGGCCGUACGGCAUCACGCAUGCCGUGGAGAAACUUACUAUUGAUAAAUCGACUACUGUAUCGAUUGAAUACUAGUCUAUAUACCUUUUUAAUUGUAACACUGUGAGCGACGGUGGGCGAAUUUCUGCAAGUUUAAAGCGUUAUCAGACAUUCGAUGGUCUCAUCGAAACUAAAAUAUUUGCAAAACUCGAAACAGUAUUAGUACACUUGCAUUAAACAAAUUAUAUUAUAUAUAAUAUAAUUAUAUUAUAUUAUUCCAUGCGAUAAGAUAUAAAGUUACUUAAAACGCCCAUCGCUAUCUAUAAGCACCAAUAAUAAUUCUUUACACUUUUUGAUGUUUUCAUUGUACAAUGCUAGUCUAUUCAGGCCAACGAAUUAAACGUUAAAUUUAUUUACCGAAAUAUAAAACAUUUCAUAUAGAGAA
This is a messenger RNA of Hylaeus volcanicus, 1985 nucleotides long. It is a transcript of the gene C1GalTA, whose product is annotated as glycoprotein-N-acetylgalactosamine 3-beta-galactosyltransferase 1. NCBI's taxonomy places the organism in Eukaryota, Metazoa, Arthropoda, Insecta, Hymenoptera, Colletidae. The transcript is spliced from 8 exons. Bases 611 to 1636 code for a protein of 341 amino acids. The record is from RefSeq and is a predicted model, not a curated record. Gene Ontology annotation, molecular function: N-acetylgalactosaminide beta-1,3-galactosyltransferase activity. Gene Ontology annotation, cellular component: membrane.